Molecule: messenger RNA, 5608 nt
Organism: Lagopus leucura (white-tailed ptarmigan)
Lineage: Eukaryota; Metazoa; Chordata; Aves; Galliformes; Phasianidae
Gene: CPT1A
Product: carnitine palmitoyltransferase 1A
Exons: 20
Coding region: 354-2666 (770 amino acids)
Biological process (GO): fatty acid metabolic process; carnitine metabolic process
Cellular component (GO): mitochondrion
Molecular function (GO): carnitine O-palmitoyltransferase activity
Source: RefSeq, a predicted model, not a curated record
GCGGGACGCACUGUGCCGGGCGCGGCUCGCUUCCUCCUGCCGUGUUCUCGACCGGGGCGGCUCUGGUGCCUUUCGUUCUCGGUUUCUCCCGCACUGUGUUUUCCUGCCUCUCUGACCUUCCCGACGCCCGGGUCGCGUCCUCUGCCUGAGAGCUACAGUGAACUGUUUGUCAUUGCCAUCGUUUAAUGGCUAUUAGCAGCUAACAGCAUUGGGAUGAGUCUGGCUCUGAGCGUGUUCUGACCUACUCAAGAACCCAGCUGCAGUGAGUCUGUGGGAUAGAAGAUCUCUGGGGGACAAGCAGAUCACAAAUUCUUUUUUGAGGAAUACAGAGCUGUUCAGAACUCUCUCCAAAAAUGGCAGAAGCUCAUCAAGCAGUAGCAUUUCAAUUUACAGUAACUCCAGAUGGGAUUGACUUGCGAAUGAGCCAUGAGGCACUCAAACAAAUUUACCUAUCUGGUGUCCAUUCAUGGAAGAAAAAGUUCAUCAGAUUCAAGAAUGGAAUUAUCACUGGUGUUUAUCCUGCUAGCCCCUCUAGCUGGCUUAUUGUAGUUGUGGGUGUGAUGUCAACAAUGUAUGCCAAAAUUGAUCCUUCUUUAGGAAUAAUAGCGAAAAUCAACCGAACCCUUGAUACAACUGGCUAUAUGUCAAACCAAACACAGAACAUUGUGAGUGGAAUACUUUUUGGCACAGGGCUUUGGGUUGCCCUUAUUGUCACAAUGAGGUACUCCCUGAAAAUGCUGCUUUCCUAUCAUGGCUGGAUGUUUGCUGAACACGGCAAACUUUCUGCAGGCACCAAGCUGUGGAUGACUCUUGUAAAACUCUUCUCAGGACGUAAGCCCAUGUUGUACAGUUUCCAGACGUCUUUACCACGAUUGCCAGUUCCAGCUGUCAAAGACACAGUCACCAGGUAUCUGGAAUCAGUCCGGCCACUUAUGAAUGAUGAAGAGUUCAAAAGAAUGGAGGGUCUUGCAAAAGAUUUUGCGUUUAACUUAGGACCAAGGCUUCAGUGGUACUUAAAACUAAAAUCGUGGUGGGCCACAAACUAUGUGAGCGAUUGGUGGGAAGAAUAUAUCUACCUUAGAGGGCGUGGACCAAUUAUGGUUAACAGUAACUAUUUUGCAAUGGACUUCCUUUAUUUAUUUCCCACAACCAUACAGGCAGCUAGAGCUGGUAAUAUUAUCCAUGCCAUCCUGCUCUACCGGAAAAAACUGGACAGACAAGAAAUCAAGCCAAUUCUUCUGAUGGGAUCCACUGUUCCGCUUUGCUCAGCUCAGUGGGAGCGGAUGUUUAAUACCUCCCGCAUCCCAGGAGAAGAAUCAGAUACUCUCCAGCAUGUGAAAGACAGCAAACACAUUGUUGUCUAUCACAAGGGGCGUUACUUCAAAGUGUGGCUGUACCACGAUGGUAGACUGUUGAAACCUCGAGAGAUUGAACAGCAGAUACAAAGAAUUCUUGAUGAUGAUUCAGAGCCUCAGGCUGGUGAAGAGAAAUUAGCAGCUCUUACUGCAGGAGAUAGGGUACCAUGGGCUAAGGCUCGACAGGCUUAUUUUAGCCGUGGAAAGAACAAACAGUCCUUAGAUGCCAUUGAAAAAGCAGCAUUUUUUGUGACAUUGGAUGACGACGAACAAGGGUACAGGAAAGAAGAUCCAGUGAGGUCACUAAAUGAAUAUGCAAAAUCCUUAAUACAUGGCAGAUGUUAUGACAGGUGGUUUGAUAAAACAUUUACUCUUGUAGUAUUCAAAAAUGGCAAAAUGGGCCUGAAUGCUGAGCACUCCUGGGCAGAUGCUCCUAUUGUUGGACACCUGUGGGAGAACAUAAUGGCAACUGAGUAUCUUGAACUGGGCUACUCUGAGGAUGGACACUGCAAAGGAGAAACCAAUCAAAAUAUUCCUAUCCCUACCAAACUGCAGUGGGAAAUUCCAGAAGAGUGCCAAGAUGUGAUCGAGAAGUCUCUGAGCACCGCUAGAGCUCUGGCAGAUGAUGUGGACUUCUGUUCAUUUUACUUUGAUGUUUUUGGGAAGGGGCUAAUAAAGAAAGCAAAAACCAGCCCUGAUGCCUUCAUUCAGCUUGCCCUGCAGCUUGCUCACUACCGAGACAUGGGGAAAUUUUCUUUGACAUACGAAGCCUCUAUGACACGCUUAUUCAGAGAAGGGAGAACUGAAACUGUCCGUUCGUGCACCAUUGAGUCGUGUAAUUUUGUUCGAACCAUGGAAGAUCCAAGUGAAAGUAAUGAAAAUAAGCUGAAGUUAUUCCGGCUUGCGGCUACCAAACACCAGCACUUAUAUCGUCUUGCCAUGACUGGUGCAGGCAUUGACCGCCAUCUGUUCUGCCUGUAUGUUGUUUCCAAGUACCUUUCUGUAGAUUCUCCUUUCCUCAAGGAAGUUUUGUCAGAGCCUUGGAGGCUAUCAACGAGUCAGACACCACAGCAACAUAUUGAUCUGAAGAAGAACCCUGAGAUGUUAUCUUCUGGUGGUGGAUUUGGACCUGUGGCUGAUGAUGGUUAUGGUGUUUCUUACAUAAUCUUAGAUGAAAACUCCAUCCAUUUCCAUGUCUCCAGCAAAUUCUCUUGUUCUGAAACGGAUUCUCAUCGCUUUGGAAAGAACAUCCAAAAAGCAAUGGUUGACAUCAUGGGUUUGUUUCAACCUCCUAAAAACUGUACCAAAUGAUUUGGGUUAUUGCCACCAAGCAAACUCCCAUCGUUGGGAUGGAAACUCUUCUGAACAGCGAAUGAAAGCAAGGUUUGCAAAAACAAUAGCUGGUGAAGAAACUGAGUCACAUCGAGUUGAUCUUCUAUGAAAACUAUAGCCAUGGUUUGAAUGUUUCAUGAAUAUUUUUUUUUAGUAGUUUGGAAGCAUUUAGUUCCACAAAGGGCAACUUUUGCAAUUUUAUACAUUUCUAGGGAUGAAGUGUACCACUAUUGCACGAAGGCAUGUAUAUUCUAACUCAGUUUUUUUCUCAUUUUUUUUCUUGUACUUAAAAUUAUUUGAGUCCACUUGUGUUCCAGAAUGGAAGCGAUAAAACAUAUCAAGUCUUAAACUCAAAGCCUUUAAAAGAUUUGAUUCGGUAUGCAUUGAUAGCAGGAUGUUCUUCAGAGUAUCUGCUGCUUUAUUUCAACAAAUGACAACUCUUCUGGCUGUUUACCUUCAUUAACAUCUUUAAAGGUAAUUUCUUCAUGAGAUUAGAAAAAAAAAAAACCAAACAAAAUCAGAACCUAGUGCAACACAUCCAACUGGUGUGUUUCUUUUUGGGAAGAACUAUGUGCUACAGCGAAGUAGUAAAAUAUGCAAAUUAGCAGGUAUCAAACUUUCCUUGUUACUUAUAAGCAUGUUUGCCACAUGAUUGAUUUUAUAUCCAUAUAAAUGAACCUGUGUGCUUGUUUGUGCCAGUGCCUUAGUAAAAGAAAUACGCUGAACACGGGAGAAAAGCUUAUGCUGGGAGUUGGUUUUACAUUAUUUUUGUGGAGGGGAAAUAGCAAUGCAGAUCUAGUUCUGAAAUUAUAAAUUAGGGGGCUAUGAUAUAAGUAGAAUUGAAUUUGCUUGUGUAUGGUGCAGCUAGGUUCAAAGCUCUGAUGGGAUGAUCUCCUCUUACAUGGCAAAGACCAUUCUCUAAAGUGCAGGAGUAUCUUUUCAGAGCUGUGGAUACUCAUGAUCCCAUUUAGCUGAGUGGUAUUAGUGAUUCGCUGAGAGAAGAGUUUCUGGGUCCUAGGGAAUGUAAAUAUAUUUAAACUCAGACCUGUUAGAUAAUCUAUGAAUCAGUGCUGCAUGUAGAGGCUGAGCAAUUGCAGUUUGCUAGGUUUCAGCCUGAAAGGACCAGAAUUGCACGGUCAGCUCUCUGCAUGAAACAGGCUGUGAAGGCAAUGGAAAAUAGCUCCAGAAUGGGGAAAUUAUGGCCUUCUCAAACCUCUUCUGCGUGGCCCUUUGUGUCAGGCAGUUUCUGAAACACGCAACAAAAAUGGGGGUGGGAAUAGGGCAGACAGUUUCACUGAAAAAGGGGCGUAUUUGUAAGUGCAGAAGUAAAAUGAUUGCUACAAAACUGAAGUAACUUGGUGUGCUAUGCUACUCUUCCUCAAACUUUUAUCGGUGUCAUUACUUUUUUAGAUCACACGAUACAGUGCACCUAUGAGGGCAAAUUUAUUUUUCUGGGAGUAAAAGGUACAAAAUAUUUAGUAAUGUUGCUCCAGAGCUGUGCUCAUUUUGAAAGCUCUCUGGGGGUGCUGUGAAACUUCUCAUUAGGUUUUUUGGAUUUCUUUUUCUGGCCAGUAUUUCUAACUUGAUAUGCCUCUACAUGUGUUUUGUUUUGUUUUGUUUUUCACUCUGAUCUAGCUGUUGAAACACCUGUUAUGUGUAUGUUUGAGGUGGAAAACCUCAGCAAAAGUCCUAAACGCAUACAUAAGCAAAUACAUGCUUACAUAAAUACAAGUUCCCCCAUAGGAAUUGGCCAAAGAUGCCCAUUAUUUGAUUGGAUGAAGUUUGUGGGAAAGGACACUUUAAAAUAAGCCUUACUGCAGCAAGCAUUUACCAAAUUACUGCAUCAAUGUUAUAGCGAUGUGUUUUUCUGGAGCUGCAGAAAUAAUGCACUGUUUUUUUUUUAUUGACCACUAACCAGUCUGUGCUUAAAUUAACACAGGGCUUCUAGGAUUUUCCAAAAAAAAAAAAAAAAAAAAAAAAGUUUAGAUUUGACUCUCAGGUUUUAAAUGUUUCAUGUCUAAUUGUAUUUAGUGCAGUUAUCAAUGCAAUUUUACAUUCUUAAAGUACAAUUGGCACAGAAAGUUGUUUUUUAUUGUAAAUGUUUAAAGGAGUGCUGUUAAUUGUAUCUUCUUUCUUUUUUCUUUUUGAAUUUGAGUUAGAUCGUAAUUCCUAAACAGGUAGGAUCUUAUUUCAUUCUUGAAGAUGUCAACGGCGUGUAAAUAAAAUAUGCUUUCUGGAUGUAAAUCUUAGAAAUCCACAGUGAAUGUAGGCUGUUAAUAAAUAAUUUAAAACUUGAUGUUCAAUAUGGUGUACAUACAGUAAAACUACUUGCUUUUUUGCUCAAAAGCCAUAGGAAUGUAAUGGAAAAUACUUAGAAUUGAAUGAACUUUCUAGCACAGUGUACUUUAAUGUCUGUAUUUUAGAACAGCUGUUCAUCCUUAACUAAACCUUGAAUCACCUGCUCUCAGUUAGUGAAAAGAGCUCUAAGUGAGGGAUGGCUAGGUAUGGAUAAUAAUAAAUUAACCUGUUGGUUAAAUACCAGUUUUUUGGAAUUGAUGGAAUCCUUUAAACAUGAAUUUGCAGAAUUCAUUAUUUCAGCUCUUUAAUAUGAUGGAAUAGCUGAGAUUUGGUGCAUCUAGAGGCUGCCAUUGUCCAGGACUAAGGUUAUUCCAAACUGAGUACUCUUAAGGGUUGGGCUUCUACAGAAUCAUGGAGGUGUGCAAGCCUGACCUUGAAAAUCAUGGUUCUAAUUCAGCCUUUGUACCAAUUGCUUCCUUGUAUAAAAUGUAUUACUUUCAGCUGUUUUUUAUCUUGUUCACUUACUCCUGUGGUUGGUUAUUUACAUUCAAUAGUCUGUCCCAAUGUUCUACCCUCUUCAGUGACUUCAAAAAAUAAAGUUUCACAAUUAUCACUACUAAGUA